GCCCGCAGUCGCGAACCAAUAGCAAGGGGAUAGACAUUGGCCAGCUUCGGCAACCUCUUCUUCUCUCGUUCGUCACUCAUCACAUGACCCGCACUCCUGUACGGUAGGCCAUAUUUGACAGUGGCACUAGUUUAGCGAAGUGAGUGCGUGAAGAUCGCUCUUCAUCCGACGUUCGCGUUUCGACAACCUGUAAGCACUCGUGAUCGAUUUGACCUACGAGUCCUGAACACAUCACAAUGAGCGAACUAACAGAAGAAAAUCCUGUUUACGCGCCCUUCUUCGGUGUGAUGGGCGCCGCCUCAGCCAUUAUAUUUUCUGCUCUAGGAGCAGCAUAUGGCACAGCAAAGUCAGGUACAGGAAUUGCAGCAAUGUCUGUUAUGAGGCCAGAACUUAUCAUGAAAUCUAUCAUUCCUGUUGUUAUGGCUGGUAUCAUUGCCAUUUAUGGUCUUGUAGUAGCAGUUCUCAUUGCUGGUGGUCUAGAAGAGCCUUCUAAAUACUCUCUAUACAAGGGUUUUGUUCAUCUGGGUGCUGGCUUAGCCGUAGGUUUUUCUGGUCUAGCUGCUGGAUUUGCCAUUGGUAUUGUUGGUGAUGCAGGUGUAAGAGGUACUGCUCAACAACCUCGCCUGUUUGUCGGUAUGAUCUUGAUUCUAAUCUUCGCAGAAGUAUUGGGUCUCUACGGUCUCAUCGUUGCCAUCUACUUGUACACCACGAUAAAUCAUGUUCAGUUUUAUAGAGAACGCAAGGUUGCAUUAUUAUAG
Molecule: messenger RNA, 758 nt
Organism: Habropoda laboriosa
Lineage: Eukaryota; Metazoa; Arthropoda; Insecta; Hymenoptera; Apidae
Gene: Vha16
Product: V-type proton ATPase 16 kDa proteolipid subunit
Exons: 4
Coding region: 237-758 (173 amino acids)
Biological process (GO): proton transmembrane transport
Cellular component (GO): proton-transporting V-type ATPase, V0 domain
Molecular function (GO): proton-transporting ATPase activity, rotational mechanism
Source: RefSeq, a predicted model, not a curated record